CUGGUUAUUGUCAGCAGCAGCUCCCGGGUUAGUAGUGAUCCCUCUCUCACUCCCUCCCUCUCUCUCUCUCUCUCUGUCUGUCUGUGAGCGCUGUGAUGAGACACCCUUCUCUCCGAACACUCUCCUCUCUAACAGCGACCCUUCCUCUGUGAGACGAACUCCGGACACCAGCCCACCAGCUCCCACUGUGAGUUUCGCACCUUGUGAACUUCAGAGGACGUCACGGGAUCUUCGGAAAAGCAGGAGCAUCAUCUCCCUCCCAAAUUCAGUGUGUGCACCAUGGUGUCUAAACCUCACCCUCCUCUAAUGAAGAAGCACAGUCAGACGGACUUGAUAAGCCGCCUGAAGAGCCGGAAGAUCCUCGGAGUCGGUGGUGAGGAUGAUGAUGGUGAAGUUCACCGCUCAAAGAUCAGUCAGAUGCUCGGAAAUGAGAUGAAGUUUGCAGUGCGAGAACCAAUCGGGCUGAGGGUGUGGAUCCUCAUCUCUGCCGUGGGUUUCACAGCUGUGGCCUUGAUGGCCCUGGUGUUCCCUAACCAACUAUAUGAAGUUGUUUUUGAGGAGGAACUCUCCUCGCCCAGCAUCUCCAUUCGCCUUUAUGGAGGAGCACUGCUCAGUUUGGCCCUCAUCAUGUGGAAUGGUCUGUACACAGCAGAGAAGAUCAUCAUCCAGUGGACUCUGCUCAGUGAAGCCUGCUACUUCGCUGUCCAGUUUCUAGUGACAUCCAUCACAUUAAUGGAGAUUGGGAUCCUGCCCCAUGCUGCCAUGCUCCUGCUCCUCAGCCGCGUGCUCUUCCUGGCGGUCACCAUGGCCUACUAUUACCACCUGGGCCGUAAGCCGAAGAAGAUCUGAGCUGCUGUAUGUGAUACUUCCAGGGAGGGGACAGCCGAGCAAAGAUCACAAACGUGUGGGGUCAGAAGGUUGGAUUAUUGUUUGACUGGGGCUUGGAGCAUCUCUUUGCCAGCGGAUGCCCCCUGCCCCUUUCUAUGGCACAUAACCUAUUGUGACCCCCGAGUAUUCACCAGAUGAGCGCAGUCUCACAUUCCAGAGUCCACAGCAAGAAAGAGAAACCUCAUAGUGAAAGUGAAUUACUCUCACUGGACUGUGAGGUCAAGCCCCUCUCGACACACAUCCGUUCUUUGUGCAGUGCUGAGUGCUGUUAGCAGUUUAUAGUGCAUUGCAUUCUUGUAUUACCUAGUCCUGUGAUUUAAUAUGUACAGUACAGAGUAAUUUUAAACAUCUGACUGUGUUCUAAAUGUACAGCUACUUGAUUUCUAGAAUGGGUAUUUCGUAUUUAUCUGUUUGGUUAAAAAAAAGGCAUCUGGACACGGCUUCUUAAUCCCACUCAAGGACCAAGACUUUGUGCUUUAACAUGUUUCCUGUUUGCCGUAGAUGUUAACACACACUGUAUGUAUGCUGAAGUGAAGCCUCGAUGUGUGCGCUCUCGCAUGCGUCCCUGACAAACUCCCCACCGGUCGCGCUAGAUGGAAAAGCAGCAGCUGGGAUUAGUGUAGGAUUCAGGUGCAGUCAGAUGAUCUAAACGCUUGUUGAGUGACAAUGAACCCUUUCUUAUACUGCUGAGCACACCAUGGAAACUCCCUAAGGUCAGUUUAUACCCUCAAUCACGCCCAUCAGCCGUUCACACUUCAAACUUACCCAAAAGGAAAUGCUGAAUCAAAACAAUGUUUUCAGGGAAAUGGUGACUUUUUUUUAUUCUUUGAGGUAUCAGUCAUGAGAUUCUACCAAAGUGAACAGGAAUAGUUUUGUACAGAAUAUUUACACGUCGGAGAUUAAUAUAUGUAAUGUUGAUGGAACGCACACGUGAGCCGACUCAAAGACGGGCGGUUCUCUCCUUGUUGUGUGUGCACUGUUCGACAGGACCGAAGCCCAAGUGAUCUUACAGAGAGACUUUUACAUUCUGACCUUUACUGUAGAGCUAGUGUCACAUGUCAGGGUAAACACACCUGAAGUGGUUCCUCCUUAGUGAUGUAGCACAGUUUUUACAUAAACCAUAUCCUUAGUCUUGCCUUAAAGCUUCUUAAAAACAGUCAUCAACACUGCAACCUACUUUUUGUAUAUAUGUAAAUAAAAUUAUUUACCAUUUUGUGGUGUUCUUGUGAACAGAACAGGGAACUUGUUCAGUAUUAGUUAAGAUUUUCUAAAGUGUUUCGACAACUUGCAUGCAAUAUAAUCCAGAAAUAUUAAUAGCUCAGAAAGUGUAGCAAGCUGCCUCCAACAGGAACAUAAAGCUGAUAAUAAAGAUGGUAAAUGGAUGGAUUAUCCAAAAAUGACUUAAAUCUUGAAAAGGCAACAUUCAUUUAUCAGGUAGUUAAACUCCCUGUGCUUUAAAAUUCAGUUAACACCCGAUCAAUAUGUUUGAAACAUUUUCUACCUCUGCCCUUAGGCAUGUGAUAACCUCGCUCUGGUUUAGCACGCCAGCAAUGGUAACUGCGUUUUCUGCAGCUAAAACUCUGCAGCACAUAAGGUCAGUCAAAAAGACAGUUGACUCGUGCAGUAAAUUGAAUUUGAAACAUCAUUUUGAGUCAAACAAGAAACACUCUGCAGGACGCCUCCAAAGGUGGUCCAUAUUGUUGCAAAUGACCACGUUGAGUUCUGCCCCAGAAGGGAGUGGUCCUGAGGUCACAGUGAUUGUGGGUUUGCAGUCGCGAGUCCAGCGCCGAAGGCAGAUGUGCUCGUUACUUUGGGUGAGUUUUCAGUUCAGAUAGGGAACGUGAAACUUGGGUGAGGUCUUCCUUACUCCUGAAAAGUAGUAAUUAUCCUUUUUUUCGAGUGUUUAAUUAAAUGCAGCUCUCCUGAGUGACAUUGUAUGCCCCAGCCUACUGCUCUGUCCUGACUGGCAUGGUAAUUAUUGAGUUCAAGAGAAAUGCUGUUCCAUUUCCGUCGAUAUUGCAGGCCUCAAAUCAUCAGCCUAGUGAAAUGUUCAGAAGUCUGUAGAGCUGGUUAUUUUAGGAGGGAUGGGCAAUGUCGGGGGGGAUGUGCGGCAGUAGGGAGGCGAAGAAAUGGCUCUUUCAUCCUCCGGCUUUUCUGACAUAAAUUAGUCCAGAUAUUACAUUGGUAAGUUGUGUCCUUUAAAUUUUAGAGGAAUGGUAAGUUGAGCUUUUCAUUCCCUCAUGUAGAUUAAAAAUAUAUUGUACUGUUGUGACUAGCAUACCAGGUCAAACUGUUCCAAGUUGUAGCAUUGUGUUUUUAUGUAGCCUAUAUUUGUGCGAUACUGUACCUCAGAAAUGAAUUGUUAUGGAUUUCCACUAUUUAGUUUGAAAUAAAAAACAUACUUGUUUAUUUUGAAGACUUCAAAA
Molecule: messenger RNA, 3314 nt
Organism: Hippoglossus stenolepis (Pacific halibut)
Lineage: Eukaryota; Metazoa; Chordata; Actinopteri; Pleuronectiformes; Pleuronectidae
Gene: tp53i11b
Product: tumor protein p53 inducible protein 11b
Exons: 8
Coding region: 280-849 (189 amino acids)
Source: RefSeq, a predicted model, not a curated record